AUGUCAGGUACGGCUCACAACGGUUUUUAUUACUCGCGCAAGUACUACGACGACGUAUACGAGUACCGACACGUUAUCAUGCCAGAAGAGAUGGUGAAAAAAUAUAACUUUGACCACUUGUUGUCGGAGCAGGAGUGGCGAGGCCUAGGCAUUCAGAUGUCGCAAGGCUGGGUGCACUAUGAUUACCAUAAGCCAGAACCAAAUAUUCUGAUGUUCAGGCGCCCUCAUGACGGAAACAUUCCGGAGGAUGCCCAAUGA
Giardia duodenalis is the source of this 258-nucleotide messenger RNA. Its product is annotated as Cyclin-dependent kinases regulatory subunit. The transcript has a single exon. Gene Ontology annotation, biological process: regulation of mitotic cell cycle. Lineage: Eukaryota; Fornicata; Diplomonadida; Hexamitidae. The record is from RefSeq and is a predicted model, not a curated record. Gene Ontology annotation, molecular function: ubiquitin binding; protein kinase binding; histone binding. Gene Ontology annotation, cellular component: cyclin-dependent protein kinase holoenzyme complex; SCF ubiquitin ligase complex. The coding region runs from base 1 to 258 and encodes 85 amino acids.